ACACCGGGAUUCUGUUUCCUGACUCCGGUCAACCACAAUUCAUCGGUCGGUACGCGAUCAGUGUGAACCGUCCCAUUGAUAUAUACGCACUGCAAGAAUCAUUCGCCCGAUUUAGUAAUGUGACCCAGGUAGAGUCCUGGGCAUUUUGGGUCUCGCGUGGUGCAAUGAGUGAGAUUUUGUUUCAUUCCGUGCAGCAAAACUUGAGUCUGUUUCAAAGGAAACAAUUGCUGGUCUACGACGGGACGGCAGAUCCAGAUCGAUGCUGGACUAUGUGCUAUCCGAAUGUGGAUGGACGGACCAGGUGUGGUUAUGACAGUCAGAAUCGGGAAGUCUACUGUGUCAAGGUCGAUCUGAAAGAUGCUGAUUUACGCGCACUCGGACGUAUUCGGGCAGAGGUUGGUGCCGUAUGGGAUGACGUAGGUACUGAACAGGUGAGGCUGGCUAUUCUUUAUUGUACAUAA
Echinostoma caproni is the source of this 461-nucleotide messenger RNA. Lineage: Eukaryota; Metazoa; Platyhelminthes; Trematoda; Plagiorchiida; Echinostomatidae. The record is from the annotation of a GenBank genome assembly.